Molecule: messenger RNA, 1165 nt
Organism: Eucalyptus grandis
Lineage: Eukaryota; Viridiplantae; Streptophyta; Magnoliopsida; Myrtales; Myrtaceae
Exons: 3
Coding region: 226-912 (228 amino acids)
Source: RefSeq, a predicted model, not a curated record
ACAAAAGACUGGUCCUCUUUCUUUUUCCGGUAGAGGAAACAAGAAAGGCUGUCCACUCCAUCGAUUACAAAAGGCAGGAAUUACGGAGCAUCUGCUUGGCAUGGUCCCUCGUCCAGAAACUAACAUUUCGUCUUCUUUUUGUUGCUCAUAGCAAUCUCAUCAACUGACUUUUACAUCCCUCCUUUCACAUUCUGUUCUGCAUUCGAGAGAGAGGGAGAGGGAGGGAUGGGGAACAGCGUUGGAUCAGGAAGGAAUAGGAGGGCGAAGGUGAUGAAGAUCACCGGCGAGACCCUGAAGCUGCGGACUCCGGUCCGAGCUUGCCAAGUGGUGGACGGGCACCCGGGGCACGUCCUGCUCGACUCCGAGUCAGUCAAGCACUUCGGCAUCCGGGCGCGGCCUCUGGAGCCGCACCACGAGCUCAAGCCCAAGAAAAUCUACUUCCUCGUCGAGCUACCGAAGUUCCCCGACGGGCACGAGAAAGCUUUUAGGCGGGUUCGAUCAGGUUUGCAGAUGGGCGCCAAGGACCGGCUGGAGUGCCUGAUGCUGUCGCGGAGAGCCGCGUCAGACAUGGUUAGGCCGACGGAGGCGAGUUUCCAGCCAGAGAGUGCGGCGCCGGUGCAGAUGAAGAUGCGUAUUCCAAGGGCGCAGCUCGAUAAAUUGAUGGAGGAAAGUUCGGACGACGCAGAGGUCGCUCGGAGAAUCGUCGAUCUUUACAUGGGACAAGUUGGAGUUCUCAGAGAGAAGGAGCAUUUGGGGAGUGAUCAGAAAUUGCCGAUUCACCAGCAUCAGAUGGGUCAUUGGAAGCCUGCACUUGGUGGUAUUAGGGAGAGCGUCAAGGCUCGGGAGAAGCAAGUGAACAUUGAUCCAGCAGACGCGGGAGAAGCUCAUAUAGGCUUACGCUCGCAACGAUAAUCUUGAAGCUUGGUUCGAUGCUAAUUAGAUCAGCUAAUAGCUUCGAUAUCGCUAUUUGGGGGCACAAAAUUCAGCUCUGGUUCUCAUUUACAAGGAAUGUCUUUGGUUCAUAAUUAUGCUUAGCUUCUAAUGUAUGUAAUUUUCUGAGCUAAUAGCAUGUUGUUUAUAUGUAAGAUGCUGUCUUGUUACGCUUAUGUUCUUAGUGUUCCGAACUGCCCUCUUCUUCAUAAGACAAAUUGGCCCAUUUGUAAUA